Xiphias gladius (swordfish) is the source of this 2416-nucleotide messenger RNA. RefSeq names its product phosphatidylinositol glycan anchor biosynthesis, class W (gene pigw). The transcript is spliced from 2 exons. Gene Ontology annotation, cellular component: endoplasmic reticulum; membrane. Bases 784 to 2277 code for a protein of 497 amino acids. The record is from RefSeq and is a predicted model, not a curated record. NCBI's taxonomy places the organism in Eukaryota, Metazoa, Chordata, Actinopteri, Istiophoriformes, Xiphiidae. Gene Ontology annotation, molecular function: glucosaminyl-phosphatidylinositol O-acyltransferase activity. Gene Ontology annotation, biological process: GPI anchor biosynthetic process; protein localization to plasma membrane.
AAUCCAGCUCUAACGUGACGUCGGUCGUCCGCAGAAGUCAUUGAUUUUCCAGUGACGCUCGUGUCUGUCCUAAAACUCAGCGGGAAAAUCGUUGACAAGAACUAUGUCUGAAUUUGAUAAGGGCGAGUUGUGGUUACUCUACUCUGCAGUCCCGAACCUCAACAUUUUCCAUUACCGUCAGGAAUUCCUCAAGGACAACAACUUCCCGACUGCCUUCUGCCUGUCCGACUGCCUCCCAAACCACACUCUUAUUCCCGCCCUCAUCCUGAUGCUCCAUGGGCCCAGCUGUCCACCACCACUGCCCAAAUUUAUAUUUCUCUUACUUUAAAACCUUGUUGCUUUGGGGACUUAUUUUUUUAUUGCCACAUAAUUACACUUGAAAUUAUAUUUAUCAAUUUAUGUCUAGUUUUCCUUAUUCGUAUCUAAUAGUGUCGACUCACACCCCUCUGGACAACCUGCAUUUAUCAGUUUUCUGAAACAGAUAGUAAACCAGAGGUCUUCAUGAUAUACUUAUUCUAGUUUUAGUACUAAGAGCACUUUUUCGGAAUAUUUUUGUCACGCUAGAAAACAUGUCCCAGUUAGUUCGGAAGUUUCCAGAAAUCCGAGCUGUCCUGAAUGCGUCACGGGACUGAAUGCGGAAGCAAGGGAGGGCGCUAUCGUGUUGUUGUAGCCAUCAUGGUUGGGUCAGGCUGGGAUUUGAAAGCAACUGCAAAGAGCUAUGCUGUAAAACGGGUAUUUUUGUGAACCUGCAUUUCCGACCGCCUAAGCGAUAAACCCGUGGCCAUGUCUCAGAGGGGACUGAAGGAAGACUUUGUCAGUAAUCUCAAUGGGACCAGUCUGCAGGAGGUGGCACUGGGCUCCUUUCUCUCGCCAGUAUGCUUCAUCAACAGAGGACUGAUUCUGAUCCUCUACCAUCAGGCCAAAGGGACUCUUCCACUGCCACUUCCACUGAUCUCUCACCUGCUUCUAGACUUCACUGUGCUUAUUCUUCCCCUCGUCAUGUCAUGCACCGUCCUGAGCGGCAUCCUUCACCAGGUCAUCAUGAGUUUAACCUUUGUUUCGGCUUCUAUGUUUUGCUAUAUCAAUCGCACCAGCGGUCACCCUUCGACUCAGCACCCAAAAACCACAGUCAGCACCUUCCUUCAGAGUCAUGUUCAGUUCAACCAGGUUCCCUUUGUGACCUUGUUUAGAGUGUUUGUAAAUGUAAAAACGGCCAUCAGCAUUCUUGCUGUAGACUUUAGUGUUUUCCCACGGCGCUAUGCCAAAACAGAAACCUAUGGGACAGGGGUUAUGGACUUUGGCGUUGGAGCGUAUGUCUUUGCAAAUGCCCUCGUCUGUCCAGAGGCACGGAGGAAGAACAUCUCAGGAUCCAAGAUGAAUCAUAUCACAAAGCAGCUCGUGUCUGUCUGGCCCCUGGUCUUUCUUGGUAUGGGAAGACUAGUGAGCGUCAAAAUGACCAACUACCACGAGCAUGUGACAGAGUAUGGCGUCCACUGGAAUUUCUUCUUCACACUAGCGAUCGUCAGAGUUGUGGCUUCUAUGAUUUUGACCGUUUUACCAGCCAGUCAGUCGUGGGUCUUUUCCCUUCUGAUCAGUGGGCUUUAUCAGUUCACUCUGGAGAAUUCAGGGCUGAAGGCAUUCAUCAUCCACAACAAUAAUAGAGAAAAGGACUUUCUGCAUGCUAACAAGGAGGGCAUAUUCUCUGUAGUGGGCUAUGUAGCCAUCUACAUGGCAGGGGUUCAAGUUGGACUUUAUGUGAUGCAGCCGAGAUCCCAGGUUAAAGACUGGCUCAAAGCACUUUUAAACCUUUUGUUUGGUAGUUUUUUGCUGUACGCUGCCUUGUACACAUGUCAGACACUGGUGGAGCCAGUGUCUCGCCGCUUAUCUAAUUUACCUUUCUGCCUCUGGAGUGUUGCUCAGUCUUUGUUUUUUAUUUCCUGUCUUGGUAUAGUUGAUAUGGUUUUACUGUUUUCCAAAAGAACAUCAGGCAGUCACUGUGUACCCUCGUCGUGGAAUUUGCAUCAAAAACAAUCAGACUCAGUCUCUGACAAAAAGACUGGUGAAAUAGAAAGAUUCUGCCUUGUUCAAGCUGUCAGCAGGAAUCAGUUGUUAUUUUUCUUGGUUGCAAAUGUCAUGACAGGACUGACCAACUCAAUAGUGGACACACUUAGCUGUAGCAGUUCAUUUUCAGUGUGUGUUUUGCUGUUGUACAUGUUCAUGAAUUGCUUUGUAAUAUAUUUUUUACAUCUCUGUGGAAUCACAUUGAAAUUCUGGUAAAAUUACAUUUGUAAAACGAUAUGGUUCACCUGUAAGUUUUAAUGUUAUAAGAAGAUAUGAUCUGUAAUGCUGAAGAUAUUAUUGUGCCUGAUAUGUUAAUUUAUGAAAAUAAAUACAUGUUUGAGUAAAAAUCUGAAUA